Olea europaea var. sylvestris is the source of this 2374-nucleotide messenger RNA. Its product is annotated as D-3-phosphoglycerate dehydrogenase 1, chloroplastic-like. Gene Ontology annotation, biological process: L-serine biosynthetic process. Gene Ontology annotation, molecular function: phosphoglycerate dehydrogenase activity; NAD binding. The record is from RefSeq and is a predicted model, not a curated record. The transcript is spliced from 5 exons. Bases 137 to 2035 code for a protein of 632 amino acids. Lineage: Eukaryota; Viridiplantae; Streptophyta; Magnoliopsida; Lamiales; Oleaceae.
CAACUGAGAUUCUCAAUCUAUAUCUCCUCCGCCAAACUCUCCCUCCUCCAACAACUUUUGAACCCGCCCUUUCUACCCACCCACUCGAAAACGCACAGACACACGGAAUCCCAGAGAAUACCAGGAUCCAAGAACCAUGGCUACCAGCUCAAUUUCUCGCGUAGCAAAAAAUCCCACCAAUUUCAGUAUAAGAAAUGUUGAAUCCCAGAAAAAAUCAAUCUUUUCACGCCACCUUUCAUUCUCCAAUUCAUCCAUUUCCCUUCAAAAACUGUCACUUGUUAAGGGUUCCUAUUUUUCAAGAAACUUCCACACCACACCAGUAUUCAAUGUCCUCGAAACCGUGGAAUCAAAGUCCGAUUUGUUGUCAAGAACCCAGUAUCCCGAUAACGUUGUCAGAACUGAAAGGCCCACAAUCCUCGUCUCCGAGAAACUCGGGGAAGCGGGAUUGGAUUUGCUAAGAACAUUCGGAAAUGUUGAUUGUUCAUAUAAUUUAUCCCCUGAGGAAUUGUGUGCCAAGAUUUCGUUGUGUGAUGCGUUGAUCGUGAGGAGUGGGACUAAGGUUACGAGACAGGUUUUUGAGGCGGCAAAGGGGCGGCUUAAGGUGGUCGGGAGGGCGGGUGUUGGCAUUGAUAAUGUGGAUCUGCAGGCGGCGACGGAAUUUGGGUGUCUUGUGGUCAAUGCCCCCACCGCUAACACCAUUGCUGCGGCAGAGCAUGGCAUUGCUUUGCUUGCUUCCAUGGCGCGUAAUGUUGCGCAAGCCGAUGCGUCCAUGAAAGCUGGAAAAUGGCAACGCAACAAGUAUGUUGGUGUUUCUCUGGUUGGGAAGACAUUAGCAGUCAUGGGAUUUGGUAAGGUUGGUUCUGAAGUUGCAAGACGUGCAAAGGGACUCGGCAUGCAUGUUAUUGCACAUGACCCUUACGCUCCAGCUGAUAGAGCACGUGCUAUUGGUGUGGAGUUGGUCUCUUUUGAUCAGGCUAUCUCCACUGCAGACUUCAUUUCACUCCAUAUGCCUCUUACUCCUUCAACUAACAGGGUAUUUAAUGAUGAGACCUUUUCAAAGAUGAAAAAGGAUGUCCGCAUCAUAAAUGUAGCUCGAGGUGGUGUUAUUGACGAAGAUGCCUUAGUGAGGGCCCUUGAUAAUGGAACAGUUGCACAGGCGGCACUUGAUGUGUUCACAGAGGAGCCCCCACCUAAGGACAGCAAAUUAGUCCAACACGAGAAUGUUACUGUUACACCACAUCUUGGAGCUAGCACAAAGGAAGCGCAGGAAGGAGUUGCAGUCGAAAUAGCUGAGGCAGUUGUUGGUGCACUGAGAGGGGAGCUUUCUGCUACUGCAGUCAAUGCUCCUAUGGUUCCUCCCGAGGUCUUGUCAGAAUUGGCUCCUUAUGUAACACUGGCUGAGAAACUGGGUAGGCUAGCUGUACAGUUAGUUGCUGGAGGAAGUGGAAUUCAAUCUGUGAAGGUGGUCUACGAAUCAGCUCGAGAUCCAGCUAACUUGGACACCAGACUUCUUCGUGCCAUGAUCACGAAGGGCAUUAUUGAGCCUAUAUCCGACUCCCAUAUCAACCUCGUCAAUGCAGAUUUCACUGCCAAACAAAAGGGUCUCCGAAUUAGUGAGGAACGAGUUUUGGUGGACUCGUCAUCUGAAAAUCCUAUUGACUCGAUCCAGGUACAAGUUAGUAACGUGGAGUCAAAAUUUGCAAGCGCUUUGACAGAGAAUGGAUACAUUAGCAUUGAUGGGAGAGUUAAGUAUGGGAUACCUCAUCUAACGCGUGUAGGAUCAUUUGAAGUUGAUGUCAGUUUGGAUGGAAAUCUCAUACUAUGCCGUCAAGUAGAUCAACCGGGAAUGAUUGGACGAGUCGGAAACAUCCUUGGAGAGCGUAAUGUUAAUGUGAGCUUUAUGAGUGUGGGAAGAACUGCUAAGAGGACAAAGGCCAUAAUGGCAAUUGGAGUAGAUGAAGAACCUGACAAGGAUACGCUUAAGAAGAUUGGCGAAGUUCCUGCAGUUGAAGAGUUUGUUUUUCUGGAACUUUGAAAGCACACAUUUCUUGGAAAUGAGGUUGAAGCGUGGACCUAUGUCAAGAAUAAAUAGCAGCUACUCACCGAAAAGCGGCAGAUUCUUCCUGUCUCCGUCUGUUCAUGGAAUUUUUAUAAUUUAAGUUGCCCUGUUCGUAAUGAAGGGAUGCACUAUCAUCGUUUUUAAUAGAUUGAAAGCAUAUUAUGGUUUCAUAUGUUGUUGUCAUUGUUUAGAGCUAGAAGUUGUGUUUAUGGGAUGCUGGUGUUAAUUUAAGAAGUUGAACGUUUCGGAUUAGGUGAAGUACUCUUUCAUUUGUAAUUCUCUUUUGAUCAAAUUGUUUAAAUAUUGCUUUGCAUU